AUGGUUUGUUGGUGGCUAUGGAGAUGUCGAAACCUCACUAUCUUCAAAGGGAAAUGGAUUACCAAUGAAGCUGUCAUCGCUAAUGCCAACGCCUUGAUCACAAAUCUUAGUGAGGUCCAGAAGCACCUCAGCACGGUGCCUUUACAAGGUGUCCGACGUGUUGAAGCUCCCAACAGAUGGCAACCACUUGAAGAAGGAUGGAUCAAAUUGAAUGUCGAUGGAGCCUUCUCGGCUAUCACAGAUUCCGUUGCCUGUAGAGGAGCUAUGAGGAACUCUGCUGGUAACUUUCUACGAGGCUUUAUUUAUAAACUUGAUGAAGGAGAUGCUCUGUCUGCCAAACUGUGGACAUGCUUGCAUGGCCUAAAAAUUGCGUGGGACGACGGACAUCGAAAUGUUAUUCUUGAAUCGGGUGCGACAAAUGUCAUUGAGCUUCUGAAUGUGGAACCUAAGGUCUGUCAUGCUGAUUAUAAUGUUCUCCAAGAAGUUAGGACCCUACUAAGCAGAAACUGGAAUGUGCGUUUAGGUUAUGUGAAUAGGGAAUGCAACAAAGCUGCCGAUUUUUUGGCUAAAAGAGGACUUGAAGCUAUGCAAGGCUUCCAUUUUGUUACUAAUGUUCCCAGUGAACUGGCUUCUAUUUUGAAUUUGGAUUGCACUACUGUCAAUUCAAAUAUGCAUGUAGAACCUUUAUGA
Messenger RNA from Neltuma alba, 690 nucleotides. RefSeq lists its product as uncharacterized. The transcript has a single exon. The coding region runs from base 1 to 690 and encodes 229 amino acids. The record is from RefSeq and is a predicted model, not a curated record. Gene Ontology annotation, molecular function: nucleic acid binding; RNA-DNA hybrid ribonuclease activity. NCBI's taxonomy places the organism in Eukaryota, Viridiplantae, Streptophyta, Magnoliopsida, Fabales, Fabaceae.